Manacus vitellinus (golden-collared manakin) is the source of this 935-nucleotide messenger RNA. It is a transcript of the gene GATC, whose product is annotated as glutamyl-tRNA amidotransferase subunit C. Gene Ontology annotation, molecular function: glutaminyl-tRNA synthase (glutamine-hydrolyzing) activity. NCBI's taxonomy places the organism in Eukaryota, Metazoa, Chordata, Aves, Passeriformes, Pipridae. Gene Ontology annotation, biological process: glutaminyl-tRNAGln biosynthesis via transamidation; regulation of translational fidelity; mitochondrial translation. The record is from RefSeq and is a predicted model, not a curated record. Bases 1 to 333 code for a protein of 110 amino acids. The transcript has 5 exons. Gene Ontology annotation, cellular component: glutamyl-tRNA(Gln) amidotransferase complex; mitochondrion.
AUGAAGCAAAAAGUGUCGGUGGAAGUGCUGGACCACCUGGAGCACCUGGCCCUGGUGGAUUUCCGUGACUCGGAGGGCGUGGAGCGGCUGCAGAAGGCGAUCGAGUUUGCUGACCAGCUUCAUGAAGUGAACACUGACGGCGUGGAACCCAUGGAUUCAGUCCUGGAGGACAGGUGUCUGUACCUCAGAGAAGAUGAUGUGACAGAAGGCAACUGCACCAAAGAGCUGCUGCAAAAUGCCAGAGAGAAAGUAGAGGAGUAUUUUGUAGCCCCACCAGGUAACAUCCCUUUACCAAAGCUGGAGGAACGAGACACUUUCCUGCAGGGCUCUUAGUGACAGCCCAGAGCCCAAACACCCUUUCACUCUUUUAUCUGGGAAAACAAAGUUUUGUGCAGUCACGACUGAAAUGCCCUGACCUGUAUUUUGGUCAAAAGAAGAGCACUUGCAAGACAACUUACAGAAGAGAGAAGGUGUAAAAGUUUAGUAAUGCUACUGAAAUACUCAAUGUCUGUGAAGCUGGAAGGCAGAUGACCUUAGUGCUUUUGUUUAGCAAAAUUAAUUUCAUGUUAUUCUUGAAGAUACCGGAUGGCUUAAAGGCUUUAAAGAGAACAUUCACAGCUCAACUCUGGCUCUGACCUGUCAGAAGUAACAGAGUCUGGUGUGGAGGAGGAGUCUGUGACACUGCUGAGUAUCUCUGUGACAUAUGGACAGAACUCAGGGUUUCAUUAUUGAAGAAAAGGACUUUGAGAAGAUUAAUCAAAUAUUUUGCUUGUACUGAAUUAUUUCCAUUUUAUCUCUGUUCUCCAUGUCUGUCUGGGUUACAUUCUAUUUCCCAGUCUGUAUUUCUAUCCUCAUAAAUUAAAUAACUGGAAUUGUACAUAAUUUCAGCAAAACACAAAAAUAUGUGUUCUAAAAUAAAAGGUGCUUGCAAAGAA